Penicillium verhagenii is the source of this 525-nucleotide messenger RNA. RefSeq lists its product as uncharacterized. Bases 1 to 525 code for a protein of 174 amino acids. The record is from RefSeq and is a predicted model, not a curated record. Gene Ontology annotation, biological process: melanin metabolic process. NCBI's taxonomy places the organism in Eukaryota, Fungi, Ascomycota, Eurotiomycetes, Eurotiales, Aspergillaceae. The transcript is spliced from 2 exons. Gene Ontology annotation, molecular function: scytalone dehydratase activity.
AUGGCAGCCUUCGAGAUAUACAUCCCCAAAAAUCUGACCUUCGAUGUCUACAUUGCCAUUGUCCAAACAGCUCGUGUUUGGGCAGACGGCUAUGACAGAAAGGACAUCGCUCGACUCUCAGCCACCCUUGCACCAGAAGUGAUCGUGGACUAUACACUGAUUGUCCCUGGAUGGGGAGAGAAGAAAUAUUCAAAAGACGAGUUCGCCGCUGAAUGGACGUCCGAGGAGCAUCUCGGAAACAAGGCGCUCGCAACGCAGCACCUCCUUGCCCAGCCUUAUUUCAAGAGCGUGACCGAAGAUGAAAUCAUUGUGGAGUGGCAGCAGAUUGCGGCACAUGGGAGGCGGGAAGACGAGGUGAAGGAUUCAUCUGGAAAGAUUGGGGAGAUAAGUGAUGGGCAUAGCUAUAUGGAACAUCUGUUUCGACGAGACGAGGCUGGAAACUGGAAAAUCGCGAGAAUAACACCGUCGUUGUUGUAUCAGACGGGUGAUUUCCAGCGGGUUAGACGUCCGGUUGGAGCUCCAUAG